This is a messenger RNA of Dacryopinax primogenitus, 2307 nucleotides long. RefSeq names its product acetate--CoA ligase. The coding region runs from base 125 to 2143 and encodes 672 amino acids. NCBI's taxonomy places the organism in Eukaryota, Fungi, Basidiomycota, Dacrymycetes, Dacrymycetales, Dacrymycetaceae. Gene Ontology annotation, cellular component: cytosol. The record is from RefSeq and is a predicted model, not a curated record. Gene Ontology annotation, molecular function: acetyl-CoA synthetase activity; AMP binding. The transcript has 6 exons.
CCCUCCUCGUCUCAUCCUCAUCCUUCUCUGCCUUCCCUCCUGCAUCGUAUCCUACCUCACCCUGCUUGCUCCACACCAUCUGGUUUGUACAGUCGCACGACACAGGCUACCAAAGAAACCAACAAUGGAGCACCACGAUCCCAACGAGGUUGACUCACACCCCGUCGCACCCCGCAUGCACGCAAAGGGUAACCCCAAGCCGCAUGUAGGGCCGCACAGGAAGGAUUACGAGAAGGAGCACGCUAAGACCGUUGGUGUGCACAGUGAUGAGUGGUGGGCCAAGAUGGCUAGGGAGACCCUCUACUGGUUCAGGGACUUCAAGACCGUCCGCACGGGUGGUUUCGAGCACGGCGACGUCGCCUGGUUCGUUGAGGGCGGUUUGAACGCUUCCUACAACUGUGUAGAUAGGUGGGCGUUCAAACACCCGGAUAAGGUUGCUAUCAUCUACGAGGCUGAUGAGCCUGGUGAGGGGCGCUAUGUCACCUACGCUGAGCUGCUUCGCGAGGUUUGCAAGGUUGCCAACAUCCUCAAAGACUUUGGCGUCAAAAAGGGCGAUACUGUAUCCAUCUACCUGCCUAUGACCUGGCAGGCGGCUGCUGCCUUCCUCGCUUGCGCGCGUAUCGGUGCUGUCCACUCGGUGGUGUUUGCUGGCUUCUCUGCAGAAGCUCUGCGCGACCGUGUGCAAGAUUGUCAGAGCCGCGUCGUCAUCACCACUGACGAGGGCAAGCGUGGCGGUAAGACGAUUGCCACCAAGGCGAUCGUUGAUGCUGCCAUCAAGGAAUGCCCUUCGGUUGAGCACGUGCUCGUCCUUAAGAGGACUGGGAACAAGGUCCCUUGGACCGAGGGAAGGGACAAGUGGUGGGACGAGCUCGCCCUGAAGGUCCCGGCCUACUGCCCCCCUGAAAUCAUGAACUCGGAAGAUCCGCUGUUCAUUCUCUACACUUCUGGUUCCACUGGUCGCCCGAAGGGUGUCGUUCACACCACCGGUGGCUAUUCUCUCUGCGCUGCUCUGACGGUCAAGUACGUCUUCGACAUCCAUCCCGACGAUCGGUUCGCUUGUAUGGCCGACAUUGGCUGGAUCACUGGCCACUCUUACAUUAUCUACGGCCCCUUGGCUAAUGGUAUCACGACCACUAUUUUCGAAUCUACUCCUGUUUAUCCCACGCCAUCUCGCUACUGGGAGACCGUCGACAAGCACAAGAUCACCCAGUUCUACUCCGCACCUACUGCCAUCCGCCUACUCCGUCGUCUCGGUGAACACCACGUCGAGGGCUAUGAUCUAUCUUCCCUGCGUGUUCUCGGCUCUGUCGGCGAACCUAUCAACCCGGAGGCAUGGCACUGGUACAACGACUUCGUCGGCCGCAAGCAAUGUGCUAUUGUCGACACAUGGUGGCAGACGGAAACCGGCUCGAUCUGCAUCACGCCGUUCCCCGGUGCUAUCGAUACUAAGCCUGGGUCGGCGACCGUCCCGUUCUUCGGUAUCGAGGCCGUUAUCCUCGACGCCGAGUCUGGCAAGUUGCUCGAGGGCAACAACGUCGAGGGUGUCCUCGCGCUCAAGGCACCCUGGCCAUCCAUCGCUCGUACCGUCUUUGAGGACCACAAGCGCUACCUCGAGACGUACAUGAAGCCGUACAAGGGCUUCUUCUACACAGGAGACGGUGCCGCCCGUGAUAAGGACGGGUACAUCUGGAUUCGUGGUCGUGUUGAUGAUGUCAUCAACGUCUCCGGCCAUCGUCUGUCCACCGCUGAGAUCGAGUCUGCGCUUAUUCUGCACGCCGGUGUGGCGGAAACCGCGGUCAUCGGUACUCCCGAUGAGCUGACCGGCCAAUCCGUCCACUCGUUCGUCACGCUCAAACCUGAAUUUGAAUACGACCCGAAGCACGAGGAAGGCCUCGAGAAGGAGCUCACUCUCCAGGUUCGCAAGGUGAUCGGCCCGUUCGCGGCACCAAAGAAGAUCUACAUCGUCAACGAUCUGCCCAAGACGCGUUCGGGGAAGAUCAUGCGCCGUAUCAUGCGCAAGAUCGUCGCUGGCGAGGGAGACCAGCUCGGUGAUCUGUCCACGCUCGCUGACCCCAGCGUCGUGGAUAUGAUCAAGGAGAAGGUCGAGGCGAGCCAGAAGAAGACGGCGGCGAAGAAGGCGUGAACUUCGGACUGUUGUCAGGGGUGAGGGUUGUAUACAUAUCUAGCUUCCUGUUCCCUGCUGUGAUGGUUUCCUUCCUUCUUACGUGGUGGCUUUCCUUACGGUCUCUAGUGAGAGAAUAGUGCGAGGCGUGUAUUGACUCAGGACAAGAAGAAAAUAUAUUCUCA